Cuscuta epithymum is the source of this 633-nucleotide messenger RNA. NCBI's taxonomy places the organism in Eukaryota, Viridiplantae, Streptophyta, Magnoliopsida, Solanales, Convolvulaceae. The record is from the annotation of a GenBank genome assembly.
UAAAAAUUUCAUCAAAAAACUCCACCGGGAACCGCCCCAAACGGCGGCGGCCGGACGGAAGAUCCUGUCCCUCCGGCUGGACAGGAUCAUUCCUCUAUAUAUAUAUAUAUAUAUAUAUAUGGGAAAAUCUUCCAGUAAGGUAUACCUUACCGGAGCCUCCAUGUAACAUGUUGCUGGUUCGUGGACUAAUUGAGGAAGCGCUUAGGCCGGUGUGGGCGCGGCUUAAGGCACUUGAGGCCUCAAGGGUAGACCUGGUGAACGAACUGGAGGCACGCUCUGCCGAGAACGAAUCCACGAAGUCGGAACUUGUGAUUUUGAAGAGGGCUCUUGCAGCGGGACCGGAUCCAAGCGUUGAAGUAGGCAGUGGCGGAACCAGAACAAUUUUUGAGCCGGUGCUGAAAUAUAUAGAAAAAAAUUUUGUGCAUGAGAAAGUAUACCCUCCAACUUUAUUUUGAAGAAAUAAAAUACAUAAUUUUUAUACUAUAGGAGACUAGAAAGUUCAGCCAAAAAAAUACAUAAUUUUUAAAUUUGUAACAUAUACUAGUAUAUACCAUUUGACUUUAUAUAAGAAAACGUAUAUAUCCUUUAACCAUUUAGAAAAAAUUGUACUACCUCCGUCUCAUUAAUAAAGUG